This is a messenger RNA of Aspergillus heteromorphus CBS 117.55, 1551 nucleotides long. Its product is annotated as DUF3500 domain-containing protein. The transcript has 2 exons. NCBI's taxonomy places the organism in Eukaryota, Fungi, Ascomycota, Eurotiomycetes, Eurotiales, Aspergillaceae. The record is from RefSeq and is a predicted model, not a curated record. Bases 145 to 1452 code for a protein of 435 amino acids.
CGACCCCGUACAAGCUCCUGCUAUAAUUACUUCCCCAUUACCCCACCCCCUCAUCCUCUUCAUCCCUCUCCUCUCCCUUCUUCUUCUUCUUCUUCUUCGCAACAUUGGUCUCUUCUCUCCCUCCCUUGUUGCUCUACCACAAUCAUGUCGCACUCCGCUGCUGAAUUGGCAAAGCCCACGGGCGAAUACCGCCAAUACUUGCCCGAUCUGAGUCUGAAGCGCUUCCAGGUGAUGCGCGAGCAGGAUGCCCACGAAUAUGCCCACGCUUUCAAGACACAGAAGCAGCCCCCAUGGCUGCACGGCCUGUACAUGCACUGGUUGGAUUUGCUGCAAGAGCCAUUCAAGGGCGUGACAACCGACGGUAACGUUCGCCCCGGUCUAUUCAAACUCCAAGAAGAGGAUGUCCCAAUCGACGCCAUCGUGGAGGCCACCGAGAACGUGCUGUCCCUGGCGGACGACAAGCAGCGGCAGGCAUUGUCCUAUCACAUCGACUCGCCCGAAUGGCGGACGUGGUCGAACCCCGAAUUCCUUCUCAGCAACAAGGGACUCCGACUGGACGAGAUUGACAACAAGCUGCGGGACGCGAUCCUGAACGUCCUGAAGGUCACGCUGUCGCCGGAGGGCUACGACAAGGCUAUCAAGGCGAUGCGCAUCAACCACUUCCUGGGCGAGCUGGUCGAGUCGACCAAGGUGAUGAACGAGUUCUCCUACAACUUCGUCCUCUUCGGUCGUCCCUCGACCACCCGGCCCUGGGGCUGGUCGUUCUACGGCCACCACCUCUGUCUCAACAUCUUCCUGUACAAGGGCCAGAUCAUCGCCUCCCCCUGGUUCACCGGCGCCGAGCCCAACGAGAUCGACUCCGGCCCGUACGCCGGCACCCGCAUCAUGCAGAUCGAGGAAGAGCUGGGCCUGCGUCUGAUGCAGUCCCUGACCCCGGAGCUCCAGAAGAAGGCCACCGUCUUCGCCGAGAUGCACGACCCCGCCAUGCCCCCCGGCCGCUGGAACCGUGACGAUCAGCGCCAUGUCUGCGGCGCGUACCGCGACAACCGCGUCGUCCCCAACGAAGGCAUCCCCGUCUCCUCUUUCACCGACGAGCAGAAGAAAUACAUGUACGGCAUCUUCGAGCAGUACCUGCUGUACCUGCCCGCCCGAGCCCGCCAGCUCAAGCUGGACCACAUCCGCGAGUUCGAGUCUGAGACGUACUUCUGCUGGAUCGGUGCCGCCGGCGACAGCGACCCUUUCUACUACCGUCUGCAGAGCCCCGUCAUCCUGAUCGAGUUCGACCACCACUCCGGCGUCUUCCUCAACAACGAAGAGCCCAAGAAGUUCCACAUCCACACCCUGUUGCGUACGCCGAAUGCCGGUGAUUACGGUAACGCGCUCCGUGCGCAGAUCCCCGCCAUCGAGGGUCUCAAUGGAAAGGAAAUCGUCUGGGAGAAGUCCGCCCUAUGAUUCAUCCCUCUUCUUUCCUUUCUGCCAGCCUUCCUUACCCUCCGUCGCCGCGUGGGUUAAUUUAUGAUGAUGUUAUGUGUGAAUAGAUUGUUAUAUAAC